CUCCUUGGCCCUCAAAAAAAUCCACCAUUCCUUAUUCUUCUAAUUUUAACUUGUACCUUCCAAAUACCUUUGAUCAAUAUCCCUGCGAUAUGGUGUUUAUAACUGGCUAUCUGCAGCACCGCAGGGAUUGCAAACUGAAACAAAACGAACGUACCGAGAGGAUCGCUGCACUUACAAAGUAUCAUGGUGCAUUCACUGCCUCGGAACGCCAGGUCCUAGAUAAGUCGGUCGAGGAGCUCGUCCAAGAUGUCCAGAAGGAAGUCGUCCAGCCCAUAGAUGUGCUCCGCGCAUACGGAAAGGCGGCACUGAAGGCGCAGGAGAAGACCAACUGCUUAACAGAGAUUAUGAUAGGUGCCUGUGAAGGCUGGUUGGCCGAUGGCUCUAUAAACUUCAAGGGGCCUCUGGCAGGUAUUCCCGUGAGCUUGAAGGACUCGAAUGGCGUCGCUGGCUUCGACACGACGGUUGGCUACUCUAGCAAGGUUGGAAACAAGAAGACGGUUGACGGCCCGUUGGUGCGCCUGCUGAAGGAUGCUGGCGCUGUACCAUACGUCAAGACAAAUCUCCCAAUCACCCUACUGAGCUUCGAAUCGGCCAACGAUGUAUGGGGCCGCACCACGAACCCACAUAACUCAAAGUAUUCGCCCGGAGGUUCCACGGGUGGCGAAGGUGCACUACUCGCCUUUGGCGGUGGCAGGAUCGGUAUCGGCUCCGAUGUAGCGGGAAGCGUGCGCGCACCCGCUCACUUCUCGGGAAUUUACAGUUUACGUUGCUCGAUCGGUCGCUGGCCAAAGGCAGGCGCCGACACGUCGAUGCCAGGCCAGGAAGGAGUCCCCAGUAUCUUUAGCCCCAUGACCAGGACAAUGGGUGACCUGUCGUAUUUUACCGAGUCGAUUAUUGGCAUGAAGCCAUGGAAAUACGAUCACUCAGUCCAUCCAAUUCCAUGGCGCAAAGACAUAUCGGAGGAGAUCAAGAACCGGAAGGUCCUCAAAGUCGGGAUCCUUCGCUCCGACGGCGUCAUUGACCCAUCCCCAGCCUGUGUCCGCGCCCUAGACAAAGCCGCCGACGCACUCCGUGCCCAAGGCCACGAAGUCACCGAGCUCUCCGGCAUGCCAGACAUGUACGAAGCUCUGGAGCUCGCCUCAAAGCUGCUGAACUCGGACGGCUGCCAGACAUUCGAGUCCUUCCGUCGUCCCGGCGAGUGGGUAGACCGUGGCGCAGCGCAAAUGAGCUACUACGCCUGGCUCCCACGGCCGAUCAAGUGGCUGUACGCGGUAUAUGUUAGGUACGUGCGUCGUGACCCUGUGUGGGCUGGUAUCCUGGAGGGCUGGGGUCCGAAGUCGGCGUUCGAACAAUGGAAGUUGGUUGCGCGGCGCGAGGCGUACAAAGCGCGCUGGCAUGAGUGGUGGGAGAAGGAGGCGAAGGUUGAUUUCAUUCUUACGCCGCCGAAUGCGACGCCUGCGGUGCCGCAUGAUGCUAUGGGGGAUGCGUGCUCGAGCUGCGGCUACACAUUCUUGUGGAACUUGAUCGAUUAUACCGCCGGUAUCGUCCCGAUCACCCACGUUGACCGGACGCUUGAUGCCCUGCCUGCAAGUUUCAGUCUGCGCAAGCUGAAUGGUGUGGCAAGAGGCGCGUAUAUGCACUACGACGCCGAUGCGAUGCACGGCCUCCCCGUCGCCGUGCAAGUAGUAGGCCGGAGAUUGGAAGAGGAGAAGGUCCUAGCAGCCAUGGAAAGGCUCGAGGACGCUCUGGGAGAUGAUAAGUACCAAUUAUUAGCGCUUGACUAGGUGGUAUUGUAAUGGUCCUUUGACAGCAUGUUGGCCGGCGUAUAGUAUCAAUUAGCAUAAUGAAGCCAAAUAUAUCAAUAUCACAAUCUACAACCC
Messenger RNA from Pseudogymnoascus verrucosus, 1880 nucleotides. RefSeq lists its product as uncharacterized. Bases 90 to 1784 code for a protein of 564 amino acids. Lineage: Eukaryota; Fungi; Ascomycota; Leotiomycetes; Thelebolales; Thelebolaceae. The transcript is spliced from 3 exons. The record is from RefSeq and is a predicted model, not a curated record.